Clunio marinus is the source of this 1464-nucleotide messenger RNA. The record is from the annotation of a GenBank genome assembly. NCBI's taxonomy places the organism in Eukaryota, Metazoa, Arthropoda, Insecta, Diptera, Chironomidae.
AUGGCAAAUAUUCUAGUUUUCUCUCUAGAUAAACGUUUAAAACUGUUUGUGACUUCCUUCAAUCCAUUCAAGAAGCAAGGAAAUAAUUAUGGAACAUUUUGGUCUAUGCAAAUCAACAAAGAAAAGUUUUCGACGAUCUUAAAAGCAGUGGAAAAUAUUUUUGAAAAUAAAAUUUCUAAUCUUCAAGAAUAUCCAUUGAAAGGUAUUUUUUUUCGAAAGGAAGAUUAUCUUGACGAAAUAAUGGUAGACAUUUUUCAAAAGGCGUUUAAUGUGAAGUAUGAAAUUGUUUUACCUCGACAUGGAAAUUUUAUUGGGACUCGUUUGGCUAAUGGAUCGUUCAAUGGUUUGCUCGAAGACAUAGAAGAUGGAGUUGCUGAUAUUGGAUUAAAUAACAGACUUUUGGUACCAAUGAACUCUACGAAUUGCGCAUUUCUUAACCCUGUGGUAGUGACUGAGAUGAAGUACAUAACAUCAAAGAAAUUUCCACCACCCACUCAAAUUUUUCAUUUCGUAUUGCAAGCAUAUGACAUAGAAACCCGUUGGAUUUAUUUUUGUUGUACUAUUCUCACUUUACUCUCUUGGUAUUUCUUGGAUUUUAUUCACCAUCAAUUGAAAGCUGUUGAAAAGAGAGAAGAAAUUGGGAAACUGCUUCUAAUCAUAACAGCUAUUCAAGUAUCAUCAACAGCAUACAUCAGAGACAACAUCCCAUCAUAUCAAAGGAUACUCGUUGGGUCUCUUCUCAUUGUUUCAUUGAUAAUGUGUAAUGCUUUUCAAGGUGAAAUUCUUCGUAAUUUGAGAAGUCCACAAAAAUCACCAGACAUAAACUCACUUGAAGAUUUGUUGCAAAGUGAUUAUGAACUUACAGCCAUAAUCGCAGUGCCUGAUCUAUUUCAACCUGAUGAAAAUGAUUCCAAUGUCAACCAUAUUCAAAAGAGAUUGUAUUACCGACAAACUGUUUCUACGAAUUUUUCUACACCAGUUCCCAAAACUAUUGCGGAGAAUCCCAAACAAGCAUUUUUAAUGCGAGGAGAGUUCGUAAAGAAAUUUUUAAAGAUUGAAAUUAACAAUGCAACUGGAGAAGAUUUCUGUCAUAUUGUGAAAGAGUCGCCAAUUUCAUUCUUCUUAACUUAUAUCGUUCCAAAGACGUCCCUUUUCAUCCGAAGACUAAAUCGAGCGAUUGCAGAAGCGAAGGAGUUUGGAUUCAUCGAGAAAGCUAAGAAUAAAGCCGACGCAAUUCUGAAACAAAGACAAGCCAAACGAUUGAAUAUUUUAUUAAAAGCUGUUCAAAAUCAUCCACCAAUUUCAAUUGAAAAUUUGAAAAAUGUUUUAAUUUUUUACGGGAGUUUUAUUGUCAUAUCCUGUGGCAUUUUGUUUAUGGAGAUAUUUUUAAAUUGUUUCAAAAACAGGGCUGCUAUGAAAAAUAAGAAGAAGCGAAUUCGCAGACGCGUCAAACUCAAAUAUUAA